Messenger RNA from Neltuma alba, 827 nucleotides. Its product is annotated as auxin-responsive protein SAUR78-like. Lineage: Eukaryota; Viridiplantae; Streptophyta; Magnoliopsida; Fabales; Fabaceae. The transcript has a single exon. The record is from RefSeq and is a predicted model, not a curated record. The coding region runs from base 1 to 396 and encodes 131 amino acids. Gene Ontology annotation, biological process: response to auxin.
AUGGCCAAACUCGGAAAGCUUACGAAGCUCAAGUCCGCCAUCAAGCGCUGGCCCUCCUUCCCCAGGCUCGGCAGCGGCGGCGGUCGCUCCUCCACAAGCCACGACCAACUUCAUCACAGCCUCUCCGCGGAUCAUAAUCAAGCAGAACAAUCGCUCCAUGCGGUCUACGUUGGGAAGUCGCGACGACGCUACCUCGUAAGCUCCGACGUCCUGGAGCACCCUGUUUUUCAGGAGCUGGUGGAUCGGUCGGCGUCGGAGUCGGAGGAAGACGGCGGUGCGGUGGUGGUUGCGUGUGAGGUGGUGCUGUUCGAGCACUUGCUGUGGAUGCUUGAAAACGCCGAGACGCAAAUGGGGUCCAUGCACGAGCUGGCUGAGCUCUACACCUGCGCAUGCUGAUUCACAUACAGAGAUCCAUCACUUUUAAUUAUUCUCUGAUUCAUUACGUGCGUAUUAUGUUCAGAUUAUAGGUAGGGUGCUUGUUAUUACUAGAGAAAAAAAAAAAAAGGAGGAAAAAAAUGGUGGUUUUGGGUAAUUUUGUGGAUUCUUACAGCGUCUUCGACGAAAUAAUGCAUCAUGGUGGACGAAGUGAGGAUUCAUUUACUGUGUAUAAAUCGGAGCCCAUUUUUCACUGGUCGAUGAUGAUUCGGUCCGAGAAAUUGUAAUUAGAGAGUUACUCUUUAUUAUGUGGUAGUAAUUAUAUUGUAUGUUCACCAACACCAAUAUAUAUGAAUUUUUUUUUUUUUAAUGAAAGUGAUUGAGGUGGAAGGCAAUUAUUGUGUUUGGUCUCGUCGUUCAUUGAAAAAGGAAGAUUAAUGCAAUCAUCAAAU